Porites lobata is the source of this 3059-nucleotide messenger RNA. Lineage: Eukaryota; Metazoa; Cnidaria; Anthozoa; Scleractinia; Poritidae. The record is from the annotation of a GenBank genome assembly.
AUGUUCCGGCAAAGAUGCAGGGUUUUGAAAGUUUUGCUGAUUGUUGUGUUCGUUGCAACCGUGUUUCUCCACUUCAUCUUUUUGCCAACCGUUAAUGGUGGAUACAAUGACGAAUGCUUUCUACCUGAGGGGAAACGGCACAUUUUAAGGACCAUGGUGCAAAACAUUUCGAUGGCAUUUGAUAAGUUUGGUGUUCAAUACUGGCUGGAUUAUGGUACGUUAAGUUUUCUUUUCAAAUUUCUUAGCUAUAAGAUAUAUGAAGGGAAGGCUGGGAAAAGGGAAAUAAGUGAGAGUUUUGGGGAAAGAAGUAGGUGACAGCGGGAAGGGCUCUAAAUAAGACGGUUUGGCGAAAAUAAACAAUUUGCUACUGAACUUUCUUGAUAUGAAGAAUAACUGACUAACGAAGGAACGAACGAACAAACGAACUAAGUAACUGUGUGACAAAAUAUUGAAUGAACAAAUAAAUAAAUAAGUAAAUAAAUAGAUAAACAGCCCGGCUAAUCUUUCACUUUACAUCAACACACCGUUAGGUAAUUAUUCCAAAACCGACAACGGUCAGUGAUCGACGCGAUCACAACAUGCCUUACAAAAGUUGUUUUUCGUUUUCUAUUAAUUUUAGCUUUUUAUAAAAGGCUUUAUUUUCACAUCUUGGCGCUUAUCACAUGGCUGAUAUUCUUCCUCAUAAUCACGUUGUAGUUAUUUCAUUUCUAUUACGGGUUCCGCCAACUCUCAAGCCUUCCAAAUAGGCCAUCAGUAGCGAGUUCCAAAAACUCUCACUUUCAAAACGAGGCUAAGUGCAAGACCUUUCUAGCGAUUACGAGUUUUAUUUACAUGAGAACUGACAAAAUCGGUAUCAUUUUCACAUCAACGACUUCGCACUUAGCCUCACUUUGAAACGGAGGCUUGAGGCAACUCCAAAAAGCCUGUUCUACUUAGGCUAUUGCUAUUACUAGUAAUAGUUGACACUACAGCUGCCCCCGUUCUGUGUAUUGUCGGUCAAUAGUAUUCUUGCUGGUUGUGUAGCUCUUUGAAAUAUACCGAUUCAUAAUGAAGAUUUUCACACAUAUUCCAUACAACAGUUGAGAUAAACACAGGAAACGCAAGGUUCCAUGCACAGUUUCGGCUCGAUUUACACAGCUUUGAUCAAAACAUUCUCAGCUUCGAGAAUAGUUUAUUCUCAACCAUCGGAAAAGAUUUAAUUAGAAGUUGAAUUUUUCGCUAUUUCUCUUUCCCUUUUUACAUUCAGUUCAUUUUAUUUGCCGGAAAGUAAGUCUUAGAAAUUAAAAGGACGUUUGAUCGAUCCACGCUAGCGCAUUCUGGUCUUAUUUGAAACUUUUUGACGGAAGGACAUCUGUGAGCAGGGAAUAAUUAAGUCAGCACAGAAUUUGAUUGUCGGCGAAUUUCUGUAAAUGUCCAUCAAUCUGCUAGUGAUAAGCUAGCCGUUGUUCACUCGUCUUGCUUGCUUGCUGGGGCCGAGUCUUAUUCCGGUCAAAGAGAGAGAAAGAGUGUCUGGCAAUGUUUCCAAUAUAAAUCAAAGAUUUGUGAACUCGUGUCUGGCAAACCUCCAAGUGUUUAUAUGUACACAGUUAAACGCACCUUAUAACCUCCCCUGCGCUUAACGAGUGUCUUUUGGUCCAUAACUUUCAAAACAACUGCUCCACAGAAUGUCACUGCGCAACGCAAAAGAGUACCGAAGUAUGACUGCACAAUAAAUGUGACAAAAUCUACCUGAGCGGUCCCUUCGGAAUUUUCUGUCUUUACGUCUUCCUAACCAUUUCGUACUUGCGGGCGCAAACAAUAGAAACGUCAUCAUUACCUACCGAUUCCUCGCGGCCCCUGUUCGAGCAAAUCGAGAUUUUUUCUAGUAUCCUGACUGUAUAUUUGAACUGUAAGUACUGUCCUUAAUAUACGCGCGAGUUACUACGGUGCCUCCUCGGGAUUUCGCCUCUGGACGAAAUCCCUGCGGGGGCAAUUAUUCAUUCAAAAUAUUUGCCCAAUUCUGAUUGGCUAAAAGCACACGCAUAAUUUGCCAUAACCAGUUAUUGAUGACCAAAUUUGGAAGAAUUUUGUGUUUAACGAGGAAUGCAGCGUUCUUGCAGGUUAAGGCACCGUUAACCGAGAAGACCUGGGGACGAGGUUGAGUUGUUUUGGUUGUGAAAACAAAAAAUGGCGGACAUUUCACUCGUUUCAAGAGUAAGAACUAGACGAAAUCAUAGCUAAAAACAUGGCAAGAACAGCAAGAACACAACUCGAAGGGCGACAUCUGCUAUUUGGAGAAUAUUUGCGGAGCUGAAAAACCCUAAAUGUGCACUAUCGAAGGUGAACUUAACAUCGAUGGAGAUAAGCAUGUUUUAGCUUUAUUUUUAAACUAGGAAUUAUUUUGAAUGAAUAAUAAAACAAUUAUUGAAUUCGGCUUUCGUAUCAUAUGAAGAAUUAUGGAGAUCUCGGAGGCUGUUCUCCGCCCCGGCCUACGGCCUCGACGGAUAACACCCUCCUCGGUCUCCAUAAUUCUUCACAAGAUACUCAGCCUCAUUCAUUAAUUGUUAAAUAAUUGAGAUAUCCUUUUUUAUAUAGGGACCCUUCUUGGCGCUUAUCGCCUGGGCGACAUUCUUCCUCACGAUCACGACGCAGAUAUUUCAUUUCUUCUUAGUUCAGAUACAGCAAAAGCCUUUCAGGAAUUAGCCAAGUCUGGUAUCGCAGCGGCGGGAAUAAAAGCGAGGUUUAAAAACGUGGUUGUGGAUUUCGUGCCUUGGAGAGCUGAAUACACGAAGACUCGAGGUACAGGGAAAGUUGUACUGCACAAAGCAUAUCCGGUGGAGGUGCUGGAGAAGGAUAAUAUUGUGACGAGAUAUCAUCAUAAACUGCAAUCUUUUCCACAGUCAUGGGUUGUGCCACCGAAGCGAGUAAACUUCCACGGUGUCAGUGUGUCAGUUCCUAAUUCGCCCGCUCGCUUAUUAGCACAUAGAUAUCCUUACACCUUUGGUGCGUUUGGAGUGCAAUUUCCAUAUAAGUGGAAAUGUUGGCUGCCCUGUUCGCUAAGAAAGGGAAAUACAUGUUGA